AUGGCUGUGGCCCAAUGCAACUAUGAACCUGAAGGAAAUUCAGCUGUCUGGCUUGUCAAAAGCAAUAAAUACUAUGUAUUGCAAGAGGAAGAUUCUGGCUGGUGGAAAGUAAGGGAUUUGGAAGGGAAUGAAGGCUUUGUACCAAGUGCUUACUUGAGAAAGUUAUCUCUGAAUGAUGAUGAGCCAAGGGAAAACUCGAGUGUCAGUGAACAGACACUGGCAGAAGAGCAGAGUAUUGCUAAGCAUGAAAAUCAGCCGCUGAAUAAUAAGUCCAGUAUUUCUCUUUGCAGUUGGUAUGCUGGUAAUAUCUCCCGUGCCCAGUCUGAGCAGCUGCUCCAUCAGAAGGGAAAAGAAGGCGCUUUUAUGGUUCGGAAAUCUAGCCAAGCAGGAAAAACUGUGUCUGUGUUCAGCAAGGUUCCUGAAAGUAAGAAAGGAACAGUCAAACAUUACCAUGUGCACAAAACCCCUGAGAAGAAGUAUUACCUCGCUGAAAAUUACUGUUUUGAAUCCAUUCCCAAGCUUAUACACUACCAUCAGCACAACUCAGCUGGUAUGGUGACAAGGCUCCGGCAUGCAGUGUCUACGCAAGGAAAUAAAGUCCCAACCACAGCUUCAUUAGGAAAUGGAAUCUGGGAGCUGAAACGAGAAGAAAUUGUCCUGCUGAGAGAGCUAGGGAGUGGUCAGUUUGGAGUGGUGCAUCUGGGAAAGUGGAAGGAAAAGUACGAUGUGGCCAUAAAGAUGAUUAAAGAGGGAGCAAUGUCAGAAGAUGAAUUCAUAGAAGAAGCUCAGACCAUGAUGAAACUAAAUCAUCCCAAACUUGUUAGACUGUACGGUGUAUGCUCAAAAUUGUAUCCCAUCUAUCUAGUGACGGAAUACAUGCCUAAUGGCUGUUUGCUUAGCUACCUAAGGAGUCAUGGGAAGGAACUACAACCACUUCAGCUUCUGGAAAUAUGUUAUGAUGUUUGUGAUGCUAUGGCAUUUCUGGAGAGCUGUCAGUUCAUACACAGAGAUUUGGCUGCAAGGAACUGUUUGGUUGACAGCAAUCUUACCGUGAAAGUAUCUGACUUUGGGAUGACUAGGUAUGUUCUGGAUGACCUGUAUAUAAGUUCAUUAGGAACCAAGUUUCCAGUGAAGUGGUCAGCACCAGAAGUUUUUCAUUACACCAAAUUUAGCAGCAAGUCAGAUGUAUGGGCUUUUGGUAUCUUAAUGUGGGAGGUGUUCACUUUGGGAAAGCAGCCCUAUGAGCUUUAUGAUAACAUGCAGGUGAUUGAGAAAGUUUCUCAAGGAUACAGACUCUAUAGACCACAACUGGUUUCAGACAUCAUCUACCAGAUAAUGUACAACUGCUGGCAUGAGCUACCAGAAAAGCGCCCUGCCUUUUAUCAGCUCUUAUCAUUUUUUGAGGCACUGAGAGAAGACAACAGAGCUUGA
Cariama cristata (Red-legged seriema) is the source of this 1431-nucleotide messenger RNA. It is a transcript of the gene BMX, whose product is annotated as BMX non-receptor tyrosine kinase. Gene Ontology annotation, biological process: B cell receptor signaling pathway; peptidyl-tyrosine autophosphorylation; adaptive immune response. The record is from RefSeq and is a predicted model, not a curated record. The transcript has 13 exons. Gene Ontology annotation, molecular function: non-membrane spanning protein tyrosine kinase activity; ATP binding; protein binding. The coding region runs from base 1 to 1431 and encodes 476 amino acids. Lineage: Eukaryota; Metazoa; Chordata; Aves; Cariamiformes; Cariamidae.